ACAGAGACGUGUGUUCUUUGGUUGUGGAAUCCCUGGCUCCUGUGCAGAGGAACAAUACAUUAGUUAGCUUGCCCCUAAAUAAGCAGCGACUGGCAGCACAGGGCAGGAAACAAGGAACAUCACUGCAAGUCAUUGGUUCUGUGUAUCUGGGCACAGCCAUGGCAGACACCCUGAGGAGACUGGCUAACAGUGAGAAGUGUAGAGUCUUGCAGGAUAAACUGGACAACUGGUACAAAGACUAUCAUAUUAAUUCCUGCGACAGUAAUUUGAAUGUGUGCUGUGAGCUUCUGGAGUUGAAUUCCAAUGUUCAGGGACAACUUUUUCAAAUUCUUAGUGUUACAGCUCGGGAAGGUGGUCAGUAUGCAGGUGUGGAAACUAUCAAGAGCCGUUUCUUGCCUUGGUUGGGAACCUGCUUUUCUACAUCUUCUCCGGGAUCAUUUUCUGAGAACAGUUUUGCAAUUUUAAAUCAUUCAAUGCAAAGAAAACUAUCCACAAGUCAUGAAAGAGAAUUAAUUGAAGUAGAAUCAAAGCUGUCUUCCACACGUAUUGACCUGAACUCUGUCAGACAAGAAUUAUUAGAAACACAAAUGGAUCUAGAAGACACCAAAACCAAAUCUGCAAACACUUUAUUGGCAACUGAAGAAGAGAUACUACAACUCAGAGCAGAGUUGAGAGUUGCUAGAGAGAAGUUAGACUUAAAAUCGUUAGAUUCCAUUGAUGACUAUGAACGACAAAUACGUCUGCUGAAGGAUGAGAUCUCCAUUUUGUCAUCUGAGAAUAGCAUACUAAAAAGCAGACUUUCAAGAAGUCGAUCUCCUAGCCCUAUUCGACAUUCUAGCAGAUCAUCUAGCCCUUUUACAAGGAGUGAGUCCCCUACCUCUGCCAAACUUACCAGUGCCUCUCGUCAAGCCCGCCUAAUAUUUAGAUUUAACAACAUUUUUGCUAACGAUCGUCUUGAUGCACAAACUCUCCUUAGACGUUACAUUGAAGAUUUGGAUAUGGUUCAGAGGAUCAUAUUUAUUGCCACUGUGGAAUCCUUCCGUGCUGCCAAGAUGGCCUUUAGGCAGUUUAGACUCCGAGUACGUAAAUCCCUAUCUCCUUCUCAAAUGGGACCUGAAUCACUGGAAGAUGCUGUCAUUGACUACAUUGUCCGCAACCUAGAUCUGUUUGAUGUCCAAUCCAGUGUUAAUGAGGUUAUCGGUGCCAUGAAUGUCAAUCCUAAAAUCUCAUUCCCUCCUGAAGUGGACUUUAUUCUGAUUAGUGGAUUCAUCCGGGAGGUGUGCCGAGUUGCUUUUGCCAUGCAGACCCUAGAUCCUCCACUAGACAUAGCAUUUACAGCUGAUGGAGAACUCUUUACUGACAGCAAGUAUCGUCGUACAUAUGAUUCAGAACACACAGCCCCUCUGGUAUAUUAUCAUGUCUGGCCUGCCUUAAUGGAAAAUGAUAAUGUCAUUGUUAAAGGAGAGGCAGUAACAAAAAGAGGAGCUCUGUGGAGUUCAGUAAGGAGCAGAAGCAAAAGUGCUAGCCCUCUUCGCUCUCGCUCAGCUAGCCCAGGCCGAAACCUGACAUCUAGAAGCCACAGUCCUUCCCCAAGAAGAAGUGGCACACCAAGAUUCUAAUUGUUUGGCAUCAUGUGUCAAAUCGAAUCAUCAGGGACCAGUUCAGCAUAAGUGGUGCUUAUUUAUUUCCCAGUACCUCAGACCUUCAGUAUAAUAAUAUGAAUGGAUAUUAGACUAGUGUGUGCAUUGCAGUGCAUUUAUCAGUUUGGAUUGGUUUGUCUGGUUCAAUUUUUUAAAAUAUAUUUAAAAGGAAAAAUGGGAUUGUCAGUAGCUCUAAAAACUCCCUACUGUUUGAAACAGUGUUUAAAAUAUGACAGUCAAGUGUUGCUUUGUUUAAGAUAUCUAAAGUUAUAUGUUUAUUUCCAGAAUACAUAAAUGCUCUUAUCAUUCGGUUUUGACACUCAUUCCUUAAUAUAUGUAAAUAUAAUUAAAAUAGUCUAAUUUUAAAAAACAAGAUAAAUCAAUAUUUGAGACAUGAUUUCCUUUGUAUAACUCUUCUACUUGUAUUUUUUCAUAUGUGAAGUUUUAUCAAAUAUUUUUUGAGGGUUCUGCCUUUUUCGGUAGGGUUCGGAUUUGGUUGAAUCCACGAUCCUGGCAGAACCGAAUCUGAAUCCUAAUUAGCAUAUGCUUAAAUGUAUGCAGAAAUAUAUUUGUUGCACAAGUACAUUAUUUUAUCCAGAUGUCAUAUUUUUCAAUAACACUUUCUGAAUCUCUGGCAUGAUUAUAUCAGCAAGAUGGGUAUUCUAUGUAUAUUUUUAGGUGAUGGUGUAUAGUAUUAUCAUUUCAGAGUACAUUCUUAUACACAAAUUGAUAAAACUGGUGUGGGUUUUGGAGGACUCCCAUUUAUAAAAAGCUACAGCAGGGUAGCAUGAGCAUGCAGAAUGAAUGCUUUGGUCGGGAGAUUUUUUUCCAAUUGGAAAUCAAACAGGGAGAUACCAGACUAUGAAAAAUAUCACCAGGGGUAAAUAGUAAGGGUCAUCAUAUGGGGUUUACCUUGAUUUGGGUAUAGUGGCUUAUUAAUUUAGUGAUCAUAAAUUUGUGACAUAUUAAUGAUGUAUGCAUUAGCAAAAAACUAAUAAGUAGCAACACAUUGGGUCUAUGAAUGUUUAUCAGAUCCCACUGUGCGUUUGUUUUAAUUGUAUCUAGAAAGAAUAUCCUGCACAUUUGCACUUUUUAUAAAUAUUCUCUAUAGCAGUUGUGAUGACAUUUGUUUCUUUAUAGAGUGUAAGAUAAGAAAAGUUACCACCGCAUUGCAAACUGAAGACCACUCUCCUCCUUACAAUAAUGGAGUUUACUAUCAAAUAAAUGUAGUUAAACAUAUACAAAAUAAGACAUAUACUUUAACAAAUCUGUUUCAGGUCUGAACAAUAUAUUGUUUUUCCUAUUUAUUUUGGCAGUUUGCAUAAAAUGCUACAGUGUUUUCUCUCAUGUAUUUUGUUCUCUUAUGUACACUAUAUUAUGAUAUCUCUAUGCUUCUCUUAUCUCAUGCAAAAGUGAUAAGCAGUAAAAUGAGUCUGUGCAGCAUGUACAAGCAUAUAUUAUAUAAUCUAAAUGAUUAAAAAAUUUUUUUUUUAUUA
Xenopus tropicalis (tropical clawed frog) is the source of this 3136-nucleotide messenger RNA. It is a transcript of the gene spata18b, whose product is annotated as spermatogenesis associated 18b. Gene Ontology annotation, biological process: mitochondrial protein catabolic process. NCBI's taxonomy places the organism in Eukaryota, Metazoa, Chordata, Amphibia, Anura, Pipidae. The record is from RefSeq and is a predicted model, not a curated record. The transcript is spliced from 13 exons. Bases 159 to 1619 code for a protein of 486 amino acids. Gene Ontology annotation, cellular component: mitochondrial outer membrane; cytoplasm; mitochondrial matrix.